Messenger RNA from Nicotiana attenuata, 489 nucleotides. RefSeq lists its product as uncharacterized. Lineage: Eukaryota; Viridiplantae; Streptophyta; Magnoliopsida; Solanales; Solanaceae. Gene Ontology annotation, biological process: DNA repair; telomere maintenance. Gene Ontology annotation, molecular function: DNA helicase activity. The coding region runs from base 1 to 489 and encodes 162 amino acids. The record is from RefSeq and is a predicted model, not a curated record. The transcript has a single exon.
AUGGCAAAAAAGUAUAUGAUUGAAGCUCUUGAUGCACUUCUGAGAGAUAUUAUGGAUGCCGAUACAAUGUUCGAUGGUAAAAUUAUUGUAUUUGGAGGUGACUUUAGACAAACUCUACUAGUUGUUCGAAAUGAAAAAAAAGAUGAUUUUAUUCACGAAAUCUUAUUGUAUUCUGAAAUUUGGAAUAAACAUGAAAAAUUGUACCUAUCUGAAAAUAUGCGCGCAAGAACAGAUCCUUCUUUUUGUGAAUAUUUACUCCGAAUUGGAAAUGGAACAGAAAGAACUAACUGUGAAGACAAAAUAGAGAUUCCUGAUUCUUUUGUUAUUCCUUUUACGACCGAAGAAGAAUCCUUAGAUGCAUUGUUUAGUGUAACGUAUCCUGAUUUGCAUGCAUUUUCUCCUGAUUUAUCUAUGAUAACCUCUCGUAUUAUUUUAACAACGAAGAAUGACUUUGUAAAUGAACUAACACGAAAUCUUAUUGUAUUCUGA